This is a messenger RNA of Neocloeon triangulifer, 4029 nucleotides long. RefSeq names its product serine/threonine-protein kinase ULK2 (gene Atg1). Gene Ontology annotation, molecular function: ATP binding; protein serine/threonine kinase activity. The transcript has 18 exons. NCBI's taxonomy places the organism in Eukaryota, Metazoa, Arthropoda, Insecta, Ephemeroptera, Baetidae. The record is from RefSeq and is a predicted model, not a curated record. Gene Ontology annotation, biological process: peptidyl-serine phosphorylation; protein autophosphorylation; axon extension. The coding region runs from base 561 to 3329 and encodes 922 amino acids. Gene Ontology annotation, cellular component: autophagosome; cytoplasm.
UUGAGCUUUGAAAUGAAUUCCACCAGAUUGGCGCUGCGGUCGCGUCCUAUCUUUCCCAUGUAUUCCUUGCCAGCCAACUCAAAAGGGGGCGUAGCAUUCGUCUCCCCCAGGCUGCAAGAAAUUUGCAAUUUAGUGGUGACGGGUAGUAGAAAUGCGAGUGUGUGCCGGAGUCCGCGAUUCAUUGUUCUCCAUCGCAUUAAUUUCAUUCUAGGCCGAGAAAACUUUUUACCGACACCAAUCUGUUUUGGCAUCGACGUCGAGUCUGCAGUGUCGUCAUCAAUAAAGAGACAAAAGCCAAAAGGACAAGGAGAAGGAAAGUGCACACCCACUCGACUAGUAUUAUCGAUCCGUUUCACGAAAAUUUAACGCUAUCCGAGUACGCCAUGUUUUCCCCGUGAGACAUCAUUGUUGUUUCUUUUUCAACAUUGUUUACUCUGACCUAUGGAUACGCAGUAGUACCAGAAGAGCUUAUCUGCGCACCAUGGUCACAUGGACUAAGUGAGACCACAAGAGUUGACGAGACGACCUUCGAGUUGGCGACUAAAACGCUAAGCAUCAGGAUGACUGAGGAGGUUGGGGACUUUGAGUACAACUCCAACGACCUCAUCGGUCAUGGGGCCUUUGCCGUCGUCUUCAAAGGACGAAAACGAAAGGGUGCACCGUGUGUAGUGGCAAUUAAAAGGAUUACCAAGAAGAAUUUGGCUAAAUCGCAGAACCUGCUCGGCAAGGAGAUAAAAAUUUUGAAGGAAUUGACCGAACUGCAUCAUGAUAAUGUGGUGGCACUCUUGGACUGCAAGGAGACUGCAACUUAUGUCUACCUUGUGAUGGAGUAUUGCAACGGAGGUGACUUGGCAGAUUAUCUUAAUGUGAAGGGAACUCUCAGCGAGGAUACCACUCGAUUGUUCCUGCGGCAGCUGGCUGGCGCAAUGAAGGCGCUCCAUGCCAAGGGCAUUGUGCACCGAGACUUAAAGCCACAGAACAUCCUGCUCAGUCACAACAUCACAUGCGCAAAGUCUUGUCCGCAACCUCAUGAAAUAAGACUCAAAAUUGCUGACUUUGGCUUUGCAAGAUUUCUGCAAGAUGGAGUUAUGGCAGCCACUCUUUGCGGAUCUCCAAUGUACAUGGCCCCGGAGGUGAUAAUGUCAUUACAAUAUGACGCCAAAGCCGAUCUGUGGAGUUUAGGCACUAUAGUUUUUCAAUGCCUGACUGGAAAAGCUCCAUUCCAGGCGCAAACACCUCAAGCCCUCAAGCUGUACUAUGAGAAAAAUGCCAACCUUGCACCAAAAAUCCCGUUGGGCACAUCACAGGAGUUAUCUGACCUUCUGAUGGGUCUGUUGAAGCGCAAUGCCUGCGACAGGAUGGACUUCGACCACUUCUUUGACCACACAUUUUUGAAUAAAGGUACAUGUUCAGCUGGCAGCCCAAAAAGUGUAACAGCCCCUAUGGCUGUUCCUGCAAGGAAGCAGACCUCUCCGAUGUCUAUGACUCAGGGCAUUUCUGCCGGGAGUCCUUCUUCCAACAACACAACACCUUCAUCAAGUCCCAUUCCAGGCCAUUUGCCGCCAUCACCAGGAUCGCUUUUGUAUCAAGACGUGGCUAAAAGUCCUACUCAUCAUAACAGAGGCGAAGAACUAUGCAUUUCCCCCUCUUCUAUUGUCUCAAUGACGGCCACUACCACAGGACAAAAUUUAAGUAUUUCUCUUGGUCAUGAUGAUUUUGUUUUGGUCUCCAACCACAUCGUGUACGAAGAAAAUCCUAGUGAGAUCAGCAGCGUAACAUUGGCAAGAAAAUCUGGUACUGAAUUUUCUGACUUUGCUUCAAGAAGUCCAAAGUCCGGUUUCCACAAAGCAUGCUUCACGCAAUCCAGUCCUCCCAGGCCUAGUUUUCUGCCUGUCAGCGAGCAGUCAGGAGCUUCAAAUUCUGUGCCAAGAGACAGCAAAGAUGGUACCAAGCCCAUUCCAGUACCAACACAAAGAAAUGCUUACCAGCAAAUCCAUGGCAUUCACCGGUCUGACAACAACAAUGUGGAAAGCAGCACUGAAAACAUAACCUUAAAUUCUGUGCCAAGAUCUCGUCCUAUCAGCAUGAGACGGCAAAGUGAGCAGAUGAAUAAUGCAGAAAUCAACUCUAUUUCGCCACCUGCUGUACAGUUCACAAUGGGCACCCCACCAGGUGCAGGUCGUCAUCGCUCAGCUUCUGGCAGCUCUUGCGGAACCCCACCACCUGUCACUACAUGGCAGGUGUCUCCUGUCACUCAUUAUGCUGUCCUUGCAUCCUCAGGUCGGCACGGAACGCCUAAUAGUUCCCCAAUGCGUCGCUCCGGAGUGAGUUCGUCACCUCUUUUGUUUGCACAAGGAGCGACUGGGCUGCCACCUAUUCUGGGGUCUCCCACCAGAAUCCAGGCGGCUGGAUUUGACAAUGCAUGCUACCAGGGAGGUGACAGGUGCGGAAAUUUGCCUUCAGACUGGAUGCUCCUCUCGCCUUUUGUGGCAAGAGCGGUCACCCUUCCUGAUUUGACGACAACUGAAAAUGAAUCGCAGAGGAGGCCCAACUGUGGUUUGUUCCCAGACCAGAGUGAUGUUUUUGGUGAGUCUUCUCCACAAGCAGGUGCAGCAGCUGUAGAAGGUCCUAUCACAUUUAUUGCUCCGGAACUGCCGGAGGAGACACUUUUAGAGAGAGAGCACAAUGAGACUUUAGCAAAACUGAAUUUUGUCCUGGCUCUGGUGGAUUGCGUAAUUGAGCUAGCUCGUUCCCGUGCCACCCCUUUGCAAGGACUGGCUGAAAGCGUGGCCAUGCCCCAAGCAGGGUCUCCUGGGUCACCAGGACAGGGCAAUCAAUGCACUGACGGACAGCGUAGAGCAGAGCAGUUGGUUCUGCUGGUGCGUGCUCUGCAGCUGCUAUCCUCAGGCCUCAAUUUGGCCAACCAGGAACUCAAAGCAGGACGUCUGCAACCGUCAUUCACUGUGAAAAAUGUCGUAUCCAAGUUAAAUGAGAAGUUCCACUACUGCCUGACCACAUGCAAACAACUUAACAUGCCCAGCUUGCUUCAAAGAGCAGGAGUUGAUCCCAACACUAGUAUCACAGCAGACAGAAUUCUUUAUAAUUAUGCGAUAGAAAUGUGUCAGUCAGCCGCCUUAGAUGAACUAUUUGGAAAUCCUCAGGACUGUUUCCAUCGGUAUCAAACUGCUCAGAUUUUACUGCACAGUCUGUCGCAGCAAGUCCAACACGACCAUGAUAAAGCACUUCUAUCAAAAUACAAAGACGCAGUCGAGAAAAGACUGUUUGUCCUUCAGCAGCAAGGCUACAUUUACGCUUACGACUCGGCCUGAUUGGUGCUCUUGGCGUGGUUGCUUGGAGCUGGACCAAACAAAUUGCCAGUUCCAAAUCUUACGAUGUCAACUUCGCCAAGAAAAAUAUAAAGAAGUGCAUUGAUACGAAACAAUUUUGUCAUGUAUAUUUGAGAACUCUUAACAGUCCAGUUCAUUAUUGAAAUAUCUCCAUGUUAUAAAAAAAAUAGCUCUAAAUUGUCACGUGCUUCUGAUGCAAAAAAAAAUACAUAAUAAUAAAAUGCCAUCUAAAAAAAUAAAUGUGGAUUCAGAAAAUUUAGCAGCUAACAAUUAAUAAUAAAAAUCAUCGAGAUUGUCCUCUGGCUCUGGAAUUUCAGUAACGAGUAGACAUAACUUUGUCCUCACUUGACCCACUUGAAGUCACAUUACAGUUUAUUUUCAAUAAAUUUGUUAAAUACCAGUUUCAGUGCCCAAUGUGCACAUACUUGAUGCUUAUAUCAGUCAGAAGCAAAAUAUAAUAACCCGCACAUACACUCACACACACUUAACUGUCCUAAAUAGCUGGAUUUAUUGAAAGAAAAAUGAAACUAAUAGCAUAAUAACGACUUGCAUGUUAAGAAUUUUGAAUGCACAAUGCUUUUAAAGCCGCUCCACACUCCAGAUAUGCUUCUAUUGAUUUUGAUGCCCUCAAGUGUGUUAACGGAUUCUGGCCGUGAUAAUCUAGUGGUUAGGAGUUACGACA